This is a messenger RNA of Sporothrix schenckii 1099-18, 426 nucleotides long. RefSeq lists its product as uncharacterized. The coding region runs from base 1 to 426 and encodes 141 amino acids. The transcript has a single exon. The record is from RefSeq and is a predicted model, not a curated record. NCBI's taxonomy places the organism in Eukaryota, Fungi, Ascomycota, Sordariomycetes, Ophiostomatales, Ophiostomataceae.
AUGCCCUUUUCGGAAACAGCGUCUUCCCCUUGGAAACAAGACGCACCUUCCCCUGGUGGACCUACAUACAACAACAAAGCAACCACUUUAAACAACCCUUUGUCGUUCACUUCCAGCCCUCUCUGCAAAACCUCUUCCCAUUGCAAGUUUCCUUACAGCAUUUUUACUUUCCUUCGCCUCUCGGUCCACAGCGCCCUCCGGCAUCUGCUCGGCCACGCCAUGACGUAUUCCCCGCUGCUGGUCCCCGUCUCGCUGCUGCUCCCCAUCUGCCUCUUUGUUUUCGUUGCUGCCGGCGCCCUCGAGUCUCCGUCCGUCCGCGCGUUUCCCUACGUCGUGCUCAUGACCAUUGUCUUGAUGCAGUUUCGUCUCGUUGCCUACUACUUUUACGUCACCAGGAACCCGGGGCUGCAGCUGUUGGCGGCGUAA